GUGUCAAGGGGCAGUGCUUCAGUCGGGGUGGAGCUGCUUAAAAGGCCUGGGAUCACACCCUUUGGGAACACAUCCAAGCUUAAGACGGUGGGGUCAGCUUCACAUUCUCAGGAACUCUCCUUCUCCGGGCCACGGAAUUAACCCGAGCAGGCAUGGAGGCCUCUGCUCUCACCUCAUCAGCAGUGACCAGUGUGGCCAAAGUGGUCAGGGUGGCCUCUGGCUCUGCCGUAGUUUUGCCCCUGGCCAGGAUUGCUACAGUUGUGAUUGGAGGAGUUGUGGCCAUGGCGGCUGUGCCCAUGGUGCUCAGUGCCAUGGGCUUCACUGCGGCGGGAAUCGCCUCAUCCUCCAUAGCAGCCAAGAUGAUGUCCAUGGCGGCCAUUGCCAAUGGGGGUGGAGUUGCCUCGGGCAGCCUUGUGGCUACUCUGCAGUCACUGGGAGCAACUGGACUCUCCGGAUUGACCAAGUUCAUCCUGGGCUCCAUUGGGUCUGCCAUUGCGGCUGGCAUUGCGAAGUUCUACUAGCUCCCUGCCCCUCGCCCUGCAGAGAAGAGAACCAUGCCAGGGGAGAAGGCACCCAGCCAUCCUGACCCAGCGAGGAGCCAACUAUCCCAAAUAUACCUGGGAUGAAAUAUACCAAAUUCUGCACCUCCAGAGGAAAAUAAGAAAUAAAGAUGAAUUGUUGCAACUCUU
Molecule: messenger RNA, 689 nt
Organism: Gorilla gorilla gorilla (western lowland gorilla)
Lineage: Eukaryota; Metazoa; Chordata; Mammalia; Primates; Hominidae
Product: interferon alpha-inducible protein 27, mitochondrial
Exons: 5
Coding region: 153-521 (122 amino acids)
Biological process (GO): release of cytochrome c from mitochondria; intrinsic apoptotic signaling pathway
Cellular component (GO): mitochondrial membrane
Source: RefSeq, a predicted model, not a curated record